AUGAUGCCACCAGAUGCGAUUGUGGAACUCAUUGAUUUACAAUCUUUGCCGGAGCAUUCACAGACUAUUAAUAGUGAUUUGGUGAUGGGAGGUGGUGGUGGUGCUGAGUGUGGUGGUGAUAGUGAGAAAAUUUUUACACCAAAAAUAUUUAUUUUUAAUAAUCCCUACAAACCCUUAAAUAAACGUCAAAAGCCCUCUGAAGAACUACAACGGGCUCAGAUAAGAAAGGAGUUAGCCAUGGCUGCUUAUUUUGAAGCCAAAACUGAAGUAGUUAAACUUGAAAAAAUAAAACUACAAUUAGAAAUAGAAAAAUUAAAUGAGUAA
Messenger RNA from Parnassius apollo (apollo), 324 nucleotides. The record is from the annotation of a GenBank genome assembly. Lineage: Eukaryota; Metazoa; Arthropoda; Insecta; Lepidoptera; Papilionidae.